Molecule: messenger RNA, 2306 nt
Organism: Topomyia yanbarensis
Lineage: Eukaryota; Metazoa; Arthropoda; Insecta; Diptera; Culicidae
Gene: elgi
Product: E3 ubiquitin-protein ligase NRDP1
Exons: 5
Coding region: 585-1532 (315 amino acids)
Biological process (GO): tumor necrosis factor-mediated signaling pathway; positive regulation of JNK cascade; protein K63-linked ubiquitination
Cellular component (GO): plasma membrane signaling receptor complex
Molecular function (GO): ubiquitin protein ligase activity; metal ion binding
Source: RefSeq, a predicted model, not a curated record
UGCCAUGUUGAUGUCUGUUACACAGUGAUCUUUGUUGUUGGUUUUUAUUUUUUCUCUCUUCGUUGAAAUCGUGAUGGCGGGACGAGUAUUCGCGAGUUUAAAGUGAAGAAGAUAGACGGACAGCGCCAGAUCUGUGCAAGUUUUCGCUGCCGCGGUCGAGUUUUUGUCGAUUGCAACUCCUAUAUACCCACCUAGCGACGAUCGUGGAGUGGCUUGAUGGCUGCUGCUGUGUGCAGUUUUCUGCGGUUGCGUUUGUCAAAAGUUAGCCCCGUAACGGCGUGAAAACACGGUUUUCGCGAGCGAUUUUCGGUGUCUAGGAUGUGGCAUUAGUGAUUUGCUGGUGAAAAAUAGUGCAUUUUGGGAGUGGACUGUUGUGAAAGUGUGUUGUUCUGAUUUCGGGUGCUGCCUGCCAGAGUAUACGCUAGUGGAGAGCGCAUCAUAACCGACCACGGUGAGACAUCACCGCAAUAAGAUAAAGUGUAAUAAAUUAUAAGAGAAGCUAAGAAGUGAACGAGCGGAAUCGAUUCGGGAAAAUCAAUUACGGGUGAAGGUUUGCCGGUACCAGAACCAAAUCGGCACGGAGUAUGGGUUACGAUUUGACCCGCUUUCAGGGAGACGUAGAUGAAGAGUUGAUCUGUCCUAUAUGUUCCGGUGUGCUGGAGGAACCGUUGCAGGCGGUGGCAUGCGAACACGCGUUCUGCCGAGCCUGCAUCACCGAGUGGCUGUCGCGUCAACCGACCUGUCCGGUCGACCGGAAUCCCAUCACCAACAGUAAUCUCCGAGCAGUGCCAAGAAUACUUCGAAAUCUACUGUCACGGCUGAACAUCAGCUGCGAGAACGCCAUGUACGGUUGCACCCUGAUCCUCAAGCUGGACACAUUGGCCACUCACAUCGAGGAGUGCGAGCACAAUCCCAAACGUCCGCUACCGUGCGAGAAGGGUUGUGGGUUUGUGAUUCCAAAAGAUGAAUACAAAGAUCACAACUGCUUCCGGGAGCUGCGGUCGCUAGUGCACAAUCAGCAGCAGAAGAUGAGCGAGCUGAAGAACGAAAUCAACGAUCAAAAUCUUGUGAUAAAUGAACUGAAGCGGGAACUGAAUCUUGUGAAGGAUUUUAUGAGGGCGAUGCGCGUGUCGAAUCCCGCGAUGCGAGCCAUCGCCGAUCAGAUGGAACGGGAUGAGGUAACGCGGUGGUGUAACGGACUGGCGAGGGCACGUGUCACCCGGUGGGGUGGAAUGAUCUCCACCCCGGAUGAUGCACUGCAGCUGAUGAUUAAACGAGCUCUGUCGGAAUCUGGUUGCCCGCCGCAUAUUCUUGACGAUCUAAUGGAGAACUGCCACGAACGACGGUGGCCCCGUGGACUGAGCUCGUUGGAAACCCGCCAGAACAACCGUCGGAUAUACGAGAACUACGUCUGUCGACGAAUUCCUGGUAAACAAGCCGUUCUCGUACUCCAUUGUGACAACACGCACAUGUCUGAGGAUGUCAUGGUAGAACCGGGACUGGUGAUGAUAUUUGCUCAUGGGAUAGAAUAAGCCGCGCAUCCUCUCGCUCGGCUACUAUUGAUGGACUUCACACAAAAAACAACAACUACCGGGAUAUUUACUGCUGAUUGUUUGCUACUAUAACUACCAUUAUUAAUAUAACAUUUACCGUACAACUUAGAACAGAAAAAAAAUUAAUAAUUUUGAGCUGAUUUACGUUGAUUAAAUAGCUUUUUUCUCUCUCAUCUUAUACCAGUUGACACAAUUUGCAACGCCGUUUCGCAAAGCACAAGGUAAAACUGGAACAUUAAGCUUGCCACAAACCCCGGAAAAAAAUCCAAUUUUCUUUAGCACGUACAGCAGAAACCGAUAUGUCCAUGAUCUCGUAAGGAUUUGGAAUCCGCCCUUUUUUGUGAGUAGAAAGCUUUUCUCUGUGUUAGCCGCUUCGUUCGUUUUCCCACACGAGAGCUCUAUUUUGCUUGAAGUGAGAACAGCGUUUAGAAAUUGCCAAACUUUCUACUAGUGAUGAUCGUAAUGCUAUGAAUUAUGUUUGUUUUUCAAUCGAGUAAAAACGUAAGUGACUUGAUGGAUUAUAUUAGCUAAAAUAAAAUUGUGAGUUGAUUCGAUCGGAGUCUGAGUCGUUACCCGCACGUAAGACAAUUCAGCUUAGACCUUGAAAGCUUUUAGAGCCGUUACUAAAAGGAAUUUCUUUAUGUUCUUGUGCGAUGAAAAACCGUAGACAAAAUGCAUUGAUUUAGAUAAGAUUAGCUUCUAAGUUUGUGUAUUCUAAAAGAAGAAUAAAUCUGUCUGUGGACGAAAAAAUAA